GCCACUGAGCAACAGGUGCCUGAGCAGAGAGCAGCAAGUGUGCCAGCAGGAGCUGCGGGCAGCAUUGGAAGAUGUGGAAAGCAGCUGUGGGCCACGACGUGUCGGUGAAAGUUGAGGCUCAGGGAGACGACUGGGACACAGACCCUGACUUCGUGAACGACCUCUCGGAGAAGGAGCAGCGCUGGGGAGCCAAAACCAUCGCGGGCUCCGGACGGGCCGAGCACAUCGACAUCCAUCAGCUGAGGAGCAAGGUGUCAGAGGAACAUGAGGUGAUCAAGAAGAAGGAGCUGGAGACUGGCCCCAAGGCCUCCUAUGGCUACGGGGGCAAGUUUGGCACAGAGCGGGACCGGAUGGAUAAGUGUGCCGUGGGCCAUGAGUACGUAGCUGAUGUUGGGAAGCACUCCUCACAGACUGACGCAGCCCAGGGCUUCGGGGGGAAGUUCGGAGUCCAGCGGGACCGAGCUGACAAGUCAGCUCUGGGCUUUGAAUACAAGGGUGAGGUGGAGAAACACUCAUCCCAGAAAGAUUACUCCAAGGGCUUUGGUGGCCGUUACGGUGUGGAGAGGGACAAGGUGGACAAAGCAGCUGUGGGAUUUGACUACAAGAGCCAGGCAGAGAAGCACCACUCUCAGAAAGACUACACUGUGGGCUUUGGAGGGAAGUUUGGAGUCCAGAGGGAUCGUCAGGACAAGAGUGCCCUUGGCUGGGACCAUCAGGAGGAAAUCCAACCCCACGCUUCCCAGACAGAUUAUGCCAAGGGAUUUGGAGGUCGUUAUGGGGUCCAGAAGGACAGGGUGGAUAAGAGCGCUGCAGGCUUUCAUGAGAUGGCAGCUCCCACCUCCUCCUAUGAGAAGACAAGACCACAGGAGGCAGGAGCUUCUGGUGGCACCGGCAGCCUGCGGUCGCGCUUUGAAAGCAUGGCAAAGGCAGCAGAGGAGGAGAGCAGGAGGCAGGCCCAGGAGCAGAGGCUGAGGCGCCAGGCAGCUCCACCACAGCAGGAUAUCCCACAGAGAGAGAAGAACCACACUGCAGCAGCUGUGCCAGCAGCACCAGCUGUGCCAGCUGCACCAGCUGUGCCAGCAGCACCAACUGUGCCAGCAAGGGUGCCCAGGAGUGCUGCCCAAGACAGGCCUGUGUCACAAGAACAGGUACCAAGGUGGGCUGGGGACAGCCAGGACAGGGAGCAGGAGAGAGAAUGGCACCUGAGGGGCUCCACAGGAGAGCUGUCUGCAGUGGGACAUCUGCAGGUGGCUUUCCUGUCACUUCUCACUUCGUGGCAGGAGGCCAAAGGGGAGGAUGAGGAAACGCCACCUGUUUUGCCACCAAGACCAGCAGAUCUGGGCGAGGAGCUGUGCCAGGAUCAGCCCAUCUACAGUGAGAGUUUGGAUGUUGGUGCAGACUAUGAGGAGCUGAUAGAGCCCUCUGACUACUGUGAUGGUACCAGUGGAGGUGCUGACUAUGAGGAGCUGCCAGCACCCUUGGAAAAGCCAGAUGCCAUCUAUGAUGAAGGAGGAGAUGGAGGUGAAGACUAUGAGGAGAUCCUCCCCACAAAGCUCAGCCAGAGCCAGCCCUACCUGGAGGACACAGACAAUGUUUAUGAGGUGGAGGGCUCUGGGACCUGUGCAGUGGCUCUCUAUGAUUUCCAAGGAGAUGGAGAUGAUGAGAUCUCUUUUGAUCCUGAUGACACCAUCACACACAUUGAGAUGGUGGAUGAAGGCUGGUGGAGGGGACAAUGCCGGGGCAGAGUAGGCCUCUUCCCAGCCAAUUAUGUGAAGCUUCUUCAGUGAAACCAGCAUUGUCCAAGCUGCUGCCAUCCAAACCUUUGCCUCUCUGCUUCAGCCUUUUGUGUGUUACUGGCUUCCUUUGGCUCAUCCUGGCAUGCCUACAUGGCAAGAAAUUACA
Dryobates pubescens (Downy woodpecker) is the source of this 1902-nucleotide messenger RNA. Its product is annotated as hematopoietic lineage cell-specific protein. Bases 72 to 1787 code for a protein of 571 amino acids. The transcript has 15 exons. Gene Ontology annotation, biological process: regulation of actin filament polymerization. The record is from RefSeq and is a predicted model, not a curated record. Gene Ontology annotation, cellular component: cortical actin cytoskeleton; actin filament; site of polarized growth. NCBI's taxonomy places the organism in Eukaryota, Metazoa, Chordata, Aves, Piciformes, Picidae. Gene Ontology annotation, molecular function: actin filament binding.